Molecule: messenger RNA, 4110 nt
Organism: Mirounga angustirostris (Northern elephant seal)
Lineage: Eukaryota; Metazoa; Chordata; Mammalia; Carnivora; Phocidae
Gene: EIF4B
Product: eukaryotic translation initiation factor 4B
Exons: 16
Coding region: 145-2001 (618 amino acids)
Molecular function (GO): RNA binding
Source: RefSeq, a predicted model, not a curated record
AACCUAGAGCAGCGCCGCCCCGCCUCCUGUCUCUCUCCUCACCUCCCCGCCCCCUCCCAGUUUCGCAUCUCCUAGCCCGACGUCCCGCUAUAAUCACGUGAUUGCCUCAUCCGGGUCCUUUGCGUUCUCUCUCCCUCUCCCAACAUGGCGGCCUCAGCAAAAAAGAAGAAUAAGAAGGGGAAAACUAUCUCCCUAACAGACUUCCUGGCUGAGGAUGGAGGGACUGGGGGAGGAAGCACCUAUGUCCCCAAACCAGUCAGCUGGGCUGAUGAAACAGAUGACCUGGAAGGAGAUGUUUCAACCACUUGGCACAGUAAUGAUGACGACGUGUACAGGGCACCUCCAAUUGACCGUUCUAUCCUGCCCACUGCUCCACGGGCUGCUCGGGAACCCAAUAUUGACCGGAGCCGUCUUCCGAAAUCGCCACCCUAUACUGCUUUUCUAGGGAACCUGCCCUAUGAUGUGACAGAAGAAUCCAUUAAGGAAUUCUUUAGAGGAUUAAAUAUCAGUGCAGUGCGUUUACCACGUGAACCCAGCAAUCCAGAGAGGUUGAAAGGUUUUGGUUAUGCUGAGUUUGAGGACCUGGAUUCUUUGCUCAGUGCCCUGAGCCUCAACGAAGAGUCUCUAGGUAACAGGAGAAUUCGAGUGGACGUUGCUGAUCAAGCACAGGAUAAAGACAGGGAUGAUCGUUCUUUUGGCCGAGAUAGAAAUCGGGAUUCUGACAAAACAGAUACAGACUGGAGGGCCCGUCCUGCCACAGACAGCUUCGAUGACUACCCACCGAGGAGAGGUGAUGAUAGCUUUGGAGACAAGUAUCGAGAUCGUUAUGAUUCAGACCGAUACCGUGAUGGGUAUCGGGACGGGUAUCGUGAUGGCCCACGCCGAGAUAUGGAUCGAUACGGGGGCCGGGAUCGCUAUGAUGACCGAGGCAGCAGGGACUACGACAGAGGCUACGAUUCCAGGAUAGGCAGUGGCAGAAGAGCAUUUGGCAGUGGGUACCGUAGGGAUGAUGACUACAGAGGAGGUGGGGACCGCUAUGAAGACAGAUACGACAGACGAGACGAUCGGUCAUGGAGCUCCAGAGAUGAUUACUCUCGGGAUGACUAUAGGCGUGAUGAUAGAGGUCCCCCGCAAAGACCCAAACUGAAUCUAAAGCCUCGGAGUACUCCUAAGGAAGAUGAUUCCUCUGCUAGCACCUCCCAGUCCAGUCGAGCGGCCUCUAUCUUUGGAGGGGCAAAGCCUGUUGACACAGCUGCUAGAGAGCGAGAAGUAGAAGAGCGGCUGCAGAAGGAGCAGGAGAAGCUGCAGCGCCAGCUGGAUGAGCCAAAACUAGAACGCCGGCCCCGGGAGAGACACCCCAGCUGGCGAAGUGAAGAGACUCAGGAACGGGAACGGUCCAGGACAGGAAGUGAGUCAUCACAGACUGGAACCUCAGCCACAUCUGGCAGAAGUAAGUCAGACCAGGAUGCACGAAGGAGAGAGAGUGAAAAGUCUCUAGAAAACGAAGCACCCAAUAAGGAGGAAGACUGUCACUCUCCAACUUCUAAGCCUCCCAAAUCUGAGCAGCCUCUGAAGGUAAUGCCAGCCCCUCCACCAAAGGAGAAUGCUUGGGUGAAGCGAAGUUCUAACCCUCCUGCUCGAUCUCAGAGCUCAGACACAGAGCAGCAGUCCCCUACAAGUGGUGGGGGGAAAGUAGUUCCAGCUCAGCCACCUGAGGAAGGACCACCGAGGAGAGCAGAUGAAAACAAAGUAGAUGGGGUGAGUGUCCCAAAAGGCCAAAGUGGGAACUCCGGCCGUGGUCCAGGAGAUGGAGGGAACAAAGACCACUGGAAAGAGUCCGAUAGGAAAGAUGGCAAAAAGGAUCAAGACUCCCGAUCUGCACCUGAGCCAAAGAAACCUGAAGAAAAUCCAGCUUCCAUGAAAGAUGGUGGAGGAACUUCAGUAAGAGCACAUGGGCCUCUGAGCCACUCACCCCAGCUACUCUCCAGUGGAAAAUGCUGAGCGAAAGUUCAGUUCUGCAAGCAAGUAUGCUGCUCUCUCUGUUGAUGGCGAAGAUGAGAACGAGGGAGAUUACACCGAAUAGACCUCUGCAUCCUGUGCUUUUUCCUAGUCUCUCCACCCUGAAACAUUCGAGAGCAAAUCAAACCUCUAUCCAGACAAGACAAUAAAACUCACCAUCUCCUGGAGACCUUUCUUAACUUUUUUUUAAAAAAACAAAAAACAAAAAACAAAAUGAAAUGAAAUCCUUUUGCAUGCUGCUGCAGCCUUUAAAGUAUUGAACUAACUGGAGAAUCGCCAUUGUAGCCAGAGAGAAAGAGACGUACAGCUUUUCAUGGAAAAGUUGUGCAUUUUUACGACACAUGCAGUUGCCUGUGUGAUUAGUGCCUGGGGGCCUCCAUUUAGCAAAUGGCAGUGACAGUGAUACAGUGUCUGGAAUCUGGCUGGGCAGUAGGGCAGGCUUAAGGAGGAGUGAGAUUUCUACCUUUGAAGUCUUAUUAUCCUAUUGUGGCAUAUAUGAAUUCUCAAACAUUAUCUGAAUAAAUUUUCCAUCCUUGGAAAGAUAGGUUUAGUCUCCUCUGAAGUUGUUUUAGUCUCCAGGAGGCUGCCUGCCCCUCCUCUUAUUUAAUUCUGAGUUACUGGGGCCAGCCUGGGGGAAUUCCUUCAUUUUUACCCCCCAGGGGGGUAGUUGGGAGUGAGUCUGUGGGCCACUAAAGAACAGGACUGCUUGGUGACCAAAAUAAGCGGGGAAAUCGUGGUUUGAAAAGAGGCUGUGGGGAAGGGACGAAUUAUUUUGUACCGGUGAUGGGGGAAAUGGCAUGACCUCCAGUGAAUACUGGAGCAGGAAGCACUUAGGAGUCAUGGGAAUUCCCAAGUCUUUUCUAUGUCCUGGUUUUGCCCUUUCUUAAACGCUGUCCUUUCUGAAAGUUCACAUAUAUCCACAUUCUUUUGAAAUCUUGAAGCUUUAAAAAUGUAGACUCUCGUCCUGGUCCUCCAUUCCUCGUGCUAUUCUUUGCUGUUGCCUCCCCCAAAGCAGCUUCUACUUAAACCACAUACCUGAUCUUGGCUUUCUCUGUCCGCCCCAGGGAGCAGAAGCAAAUGAGGAAUCACUGCUUUUCUCCAGCAAAUCUUGGCUUUUUCGUGUCUUUGGACUCUCACUCCUUCCCUCCAUCCCUGCUUCUACUUCUUUGACCCCUUUUACACCUCGGAAAACUCUAGAAUUAAUGGUCUUAGGUAGUGAGUGAGGGUGGAUAAACGGACACAUUGUGAGCUGUUCUUAACCUUGAUGGGGGCUUUUUGGUUUUGUUCUUAAAAGUUUCCUUCUCUCCACUGAAAUCCCACACCACUGUUUGGAUUUAUAAUAUGGCCUCGACCAAUGUGUGGGUUUUUUUGGAGGGGGGGGUUGGUGUUUUGUUUUGUUUUUUUUAGCUUCCCUAGAGAGAACAAAUGAUAAAGGAGAGAACUGUUUAACAAGGUCCUGGUUUCUGUUGCAACACAAUAGCUUAACUUGCCUGCUUUUAUGUGCACCUUUGUACUGUCAGCCCAGGAGACAGUGUCCCUAUGGGUGAUACUGGGACGGGCAGAGAAAUGACACCUUGGUCUCUUGUUCGCAAGCCCUUCUCCCAUCAGUCCUAGGUUAGAACCUGCCCAGCCAGCAGGUGUGUCUUGUCAGUGGAGUGCUGGCAGCAGUGAGCUAAUGAAUCGUUUACCCCGUGGACAGAAAAGACUUAGUGAGGUAACUUUAAAUAAUUGGCUUGGAUUGGCCAGUAGCCAGGAAGUGGCUUUUAGAGAAAUACCCGAGGCUGAAAGGGAUUGCUUUUUUUUUUUUUUAAAUACCAUUGAAAAGGUAGGUUUUGCCCUCUUUGGGUCUACUCCUUCCAAAUGGUUGUAUCCAAAACUUCUUCCCCACUUCCCCUCCUGCCCCCAUUACCACAGAAAUGGGGGUUUUGUCCCACUCCUUAAUAUGUAAAAUUUGUACAAAAUAUCUUCUAUGAAAAUGAUUUGUAAUCUGUAGACUUAAUACCUGGGAGAUGUCUUGAGAUGUAAAAUCCCAUCCUUUGGGUUGUGGGGUUUUUUUUGUUUUCUCCAAAUAAAUCUGAUCUUUAAAGUUCA